This is a messenger RNA of Penicillium griseofulvum, 3351 nucleotides long. Its product is annotated as sporulation-specific 71 family protein. The transcript has 3 exons. The record is from RefSeq and is a predicted model, not a curated record. Gene Ontology annotation, cellular component: prospore membrane. The coding region runs from base 1 to 3351 and encodes 1116 amino acids. NCBI's taxonomy places the organism in Eukaryota, Fungi, Ascomycota, Eurotiomycetes, Eurotiales, Aspergillaceae. Gene Ontology annotation, biological process: protein localization to prospore membrane; ascospore-type prospore membrane formation.
AUGAGUUCUCCACCGGACCAGGCCAAUGGGUCGCGACCAGAAAUCGACCCACGCUCGUACCAUGAACAUUAUCAUGGCUUGCAGACUGGCUCAUAUACAGACCAGCAGCUGCGCCAUGCUUCUGCCCACCAUUUGCAUAUGACGAACCGGCGAUUCUUCGUCGGUCCAAUUCCAGAAGGCUGGCUGCAUGGUCAUCGCAAGUCCUGGUAUAGAUCUCGACUGAGAGUCCGAAACUAUACAUCGCAAACCGUCUCAUUCUCUGCAGGUCCUAUAGCGACUCAUUACGGCGAACAGGGUGAUCGGCCCGGCUCAUCAACACCCGAUUUGGACGAGGCCGCGUUGGCACUUACCAACACAAGCACGGAGGUUGCCGAGGAGCAAAACGAUGAGAUAGAAAGAGAGGCACAAGAAGAGGCUGCAUCAGAGGCUGUGGGGGAGCUCCGGACCCUGACCCACCCUGAAGCUGAGGCCAGCGGUGACGAUCCCUUACCGGAAGAGGACAUAGAAACUAGAGGACAUAGCGAAGGAGAUAACGGAGGGGAUAGGGGAAGAGGUAGCGGAAGACAUAGUGGAGAGGACAGCGGAGGAGACAGUGGAGAAGAUACAGACAGCACACCCAAGGCCAGGCCAAACGGGCAAGUCGACACAUACAGCAAUGAUAUUGCUUCGUCUUCAUUCGUCACUGCCAGAGAAGAGGCUGCCAGCUCUACAGACACGGGACAAUCAAUAGCAACCAUACGAGCCAGCAGACCGGAACCGCCUGAGCCGCGACCAAAAUCCCCGGGCUCACACGACAUAAAUUUGAGAGAUCAUUCUUCUCCCAACCCCCUGACCCCCAAUCUAUCCACGGUUCCAAGCGAAGCCGAUUCAGAAACACAAUUGCUUCGACGCGAGUACAAGGACAAAGGGAAGCAGAAAAGCAAAGCAUCCGGCGUGUCUCGAGCAACGCUUCAACAUCACGACCCACAGGAUGACGAUGACGCUGGCGAAGAUGCGCAAAUCCAACGGAGACUCACUAAAAAGAUGGCAAAAUUCAACCUGGAUGACAAUCUCGGACACAAGAAGCAAAAGAUGCGCUCCAAGAUUGCAAAGGCCCAAGGUACUAUCUCUGCCAAUCGACCACACCGACGAAAGGUGCAAGAUGGAGAGAUUGUCAAAGUAGAGAAAAUGCUGGUUUGCGUGGAGGAGACUCUGCAGACCACACUUCCCGCCGAUUACACCGAGAAUGACAGCCUGCGCAUGGAAACCCGGAUGGUAGACAAAUGGAGGGAGUUUCUCGUGGUAUGCCGCAAAAUAUCUGCAGAACAUACGCCAUUUGCCAUUCAGAUGUACCGCACUCGUGUAAUUCCUGAUGUGCAACGACCGAACAGCAAAACGCCCCCUUACUAUGAAGUACGACUCAGUCACAAAGAUACCCAUGUUAACCUCUAUUCCCCCCUCGACAAGACCAUCGUUAUUUGGCGUCCCUGCAAGCGUGGUACCAAAAUAUUUAUCCUUCGUCCAAAGUCUGCCGCGCACUCUACUGAAUGGUACACUUUCAUUCGCCAGGUGCUCGGGUGGCGGCGACCAGCCUCACUCCCUAUUAACGUCCCUGAUCUGGGAGUUUCCCUCAUUUUCAAAAAUCCUUUCAACCAGCUCGAAGCAGAACUGGAAGCAGAUAAUUCUGAUAGCGAGCACGCUACUACAGUUGCGGACCGACGAGCAGUCGAUAACAGAUUUGCUGCCGCUACCAUUAUCCGAGUAUGUAUGGAUAUGCUCGAAGGCCGUGCUGAGUGGGCCGAGGUCUUGAAGGCUUGGUCCAAGACCGAGAAGAUGGGACUAGCCUGGAAGCGGUAUGACCGACUUGAAUGGGUAUUUGGAGUCAACGAGGAAAAGAUGUACGGGACCAUGGCGAUGCAAUCAUCUCACGAGCUUGAGUUACGACCAAGACAUCAUUACUCUACUACAAUAAGGAAUCGGGGUAUACAGGAGGAGCCUGCUCCAAUUGAAGGAUUUCUAGUCCGUCUAACAUCCCAGAAAGGUGUGCAUCAGCGGAUGAACAAGAUGUUCUUCAAACGGUUGUACUUCUUUACUCAAGACCAUUAUUUGUUUUUCUGUCGGCCAGCCAAGGCAUUGCCCCCGCAACCGCCGAAAUGUGCUUCUCCAGAAGACGGAAGUAUACCAACUGCCCGUGAAAUCUUGGAUCAAAUGCCGCUCUCCUGGGAUAUCGAUCCUUAUCCACUUGAAGGUGGCGAGAUUACAUGGCUCUCCAGCGGCAAUCGGGAAUUUGUGAAACGUCAUGACGAAGAGGCUUAUGCGCACGUGCAGAGGAACAUACACAAUAUCAGCCAGGCAGAUGGGUGUAUUGAUAUGCGUCGGGUGCAAGAAGUUCGCCAUGUCUAUCGUGGCAGCUGCCCUGCCGACCCUAACAUCGGGGAGGGACCUUCUGUAGACUUCCACCCUGAGCCCAGAGACUCGCGGCAGGAUGACGGAGCAACGCGUGAAUUCGAUGACGAUAGGACAUUCGAAAUGGUUCUCGAUAAUGGUCUUGUCAUUCGACUCCAGGCAUAUGAUGAUGCUACACGGGAUGAGUGGAUCAAACGACUCGAUGCACUUGUGAAGUAUUGGCACACUCGCUGCACAGAAGAUGCCACAGAGCUACAGGCUGUACGAAAACGCAAUCUCAAGCUGUUGGAUAUCGAUGAAGCUAUGGAAUCAGUCGUAGGACAGUUCGCAAAGAAGUGGGAAGUGAAGAAAGCCGAGGCAUCUCCACACUUGCACAACAUGUGCUCACUAACUGGUUGUCGGACUAUCAAAAUGUCCGGCCACCUCUAUCGUAAACCCCGUCGCCACACCACUUUUUACCAAUGCCAUGUCGUCCUCACAGCGGGCAAGCUGUUAAUAUUCCGAAGCACGCUGCGCAGCCGAACCGGCAAGGAGAUCCCACACAUCCAUCAAGAACUCGAAGCGACUAUCGAGCUGGAAGAUUGCUACAUCUAUUCUGGUUUGAUUACCGAGAAUGACUUGCUGUAUGCCAAUCAGACAUUUGAUAGCAAUAACCCUGGUCUUCAUGCUCUUCCACGGGUGUAUCUCGAUUCCGAUGCCUUCACAAGUCGCGACGAGGACACCGCUAUCACCUUCGUGGUCUGGCAGCCCUUGAGCAAGAGCUACUUCCGAGCCCAGGAAAUAGGCGAACAAGGCAAAGCCAAACGAUCCUUGCGUCAUGUGUCCACGCUGGGCAAGCAUGGCCGCACCAUCGUGUUUAAAGCGCGUAGUCGGGUGGAAAAGGACCGUUGGGUGAUGAGUAUUUCUUCGGAAAUUGACCGUCUCCAGGAAGAGAAACAUGAAGAUAUACGGCUUGUUUCUCCGUAA